AUGAGUGGUUUCAGUUCAGCAGCUGCCAUGGAUGGCGUCAAUAUCAAGGACACCGAGAGGGCCUUGAUCGGAUCAUUGAUUGACUCGUACCCUUUCAAACCCGGCGGGUUGGUCAAAAAGACUAUCAGCAUCAACUACAAUGGCGUUCCUCAUCACCUUGUCAGCUACUAUAACGUCGACGAUGCGGCUGCUGGGAAUCUCACUACCCCUUCAAGGAGCUACGGCUUCAGUGGCAUCUCACCUCGAAGCGAACUCCUCGUGUCCCAAAAUUUCCGUGCUCCCAUCGACGAAGUACAGUAUGGUCCGGACGAUGAGGCUGGUGGCCCAUCAAGUCUCAUCGCGACAGUCGUCAAUCCUCCGACUGUCUCUGGUGGCUCACAUACCCAUAUGCCCCGAGCUUUGUCCAUUGGGGGCUUCCAUUCCCCUGUUCCAGGAGCAUACGGGUCUGUCCCGUACACAUACCAUCCACAACAUCAGUACCUGGCGACGAUGAACUCCUCCAUGCCAGUUCAGAUGCCACAGCCGCUUCCUUCCACGAUGCCGCCCUCGUUGGGUUCCUCGGGCCCGCCCUCGAUUCCGCCAUCCAUCUCCCCAGCGAUACCCUCCAGCACAUCUUCGAUUUCAUACACUCCACAGUCACACGGCAAUUAUUCCCUGGCCCCUUCCAGGGCCUCUCGCUUCAGUGCCAACACUGGUAUGGACAACGAAUUCCCCCGAAAUAUGUCACUACAUGACACGCCGAGACGAAAUUCGGCAUUUGAACUUACGCAGCCUCCGGAACUGUCCUCGCUACACCUUGGCCCAGUUACGGGAGGCAGACCUCCCCCGGGCUCCAGCACCUAUGUCGGACAAGGUUCAUAUUAUCUUCCCCAGCGAACCGGCCAAAUUCCGGGCCAGGACGGACAGGCUUUCAACCAACCGCGACAGACGAAACAGGAUCCCAAUACUUUAACCGGCGCAGAAGCUGGGACCCAGCACUACAACCUGGGCCACACUACGAAUGACUGGGCACUAGGACAGGCCGACAGUCAAGGCGACCUACAGUAUUUCGGGAAUAGCGCAAAUAAUGGUUCUGAACAGUGGCCUGGUGGUUCCAAUGACUAA
Molecule: messenger RNA, 1104 nt
Organism: Metarhizium album ARSEF 1941
Lineage: Eukaryota; Fungi; Ascomycota; Sordariomycetes; Hypocreales; Clavicipitaceae
Product: Gti1/Pac2 family protein
Exons: 1
Coding region: 1-1104 (367 amino acids)
Molecular function (GO): DNA binding
Source: RefSeq, a predicted model, not a curated record